UUUUGUAAAACGGUAAACUUUGUUUUUUCUGGGAUAAUCAUUAGACAUUUAGAUAAAGAGAGAAACACUUGAAAUUGGUUAUAAUUUUUUCUUUCUGGUUUUCUGGUUUUCUGGUUUUUAUAAUUAUUAUUAUUUGAAUUCAUUCAUUCUUUGUUUUGCCUUCGAUUUAGGUUUAGUGUGUCAGUUGAACUGAUUUUCGUUUUUUGCUUUUGCUGAGUUUUAAUUUUCUUUUUUGUUUCUUUCAAUAAACACAAACAAACAAACACAUGUGACACACACACGUGUUAUUUUGAUCAUUGUAGAAUGAAAAAAUAAUCCUUUUCAACAUCAAACUGGUUUACAAAACACAAAAAUGUCAUCAUUAAAGUUAAUUGAUUUGGAUAAACUUUGUGGUACAAAACAUUGGAAUCAAACAUUAUCUUGGUUAAUUGAUCAUAAUCCUGAUUUAACAUAUUGUUUUGAAGAAACUUGUUUACUUUGGACAAUAUGUUUAUGUUUAUUUUUAUUAACUUGUUUUCAAGUGUUAAAUUUAUGGAAAAAAUCUUCGAUUAUAACAAAAAAUUCAUCAUCAUCAUUACAUCAUCCUAAUCAUCAUCAUCAUCCAAUACCGUGGAACAUAAUCAAUGUAACAAAUUUGAUAAUUUGUACAUCAUUAAUAAUUAUAAAUUUUAUUGAAAUUUUAAAUAUAAUUAUAUGGAAUAAUAAUCUAAUACCGAUAAAACCAAUCGAAUGGUUAAGUCCUUUAAUAAAGAUUAUAACAUUGAUAUAUUUGUUUUACAUAUCAUUAUUAUUUCGUCGUAUGGGUAUUUAUUCAUCUGGAUCGAUAUUUAUAUUUUUAUUAUUAUUUGCCAUUUAUCAUAUGAUAAAUUUUCGUACAAUUUUAUUGGCUAUUUUUACUGAUGUAAGUACCAUCACAAUAUCACAAUAUACAGCAGCAGCAGUAACAAUAUUAUCCUGA
Dermatophagoides pteronyssinus (European house dust mite) is the source of this 958-nucleotide messenger RNA. RefSeq names its product multidrug resistance-associated protein 1-like. Gene Ontology annotation, molecular function: ATP binding; ABC-type transporter activity; ATP hydrolysis activity. The record is from RefSeq and is a predicted model, not a curated record. Gene Ontology annotation, biological process: transmembrane transport. Gene Ontology annotation, cellular component: membrane. Lineage: Eukaryota; Metazoa; Arthropoda; Arachnida; Sarcoptiformes; Pyroglyphidae.